Molecule: messenger RNA, 1887 nt
Organism: Diaporthe amygdali
Lineage: Eukaryota; Fungi; Ascomycota; Sordariomycetes; Diaporthales; Diaporthaceae
Product: response regulator-2
Exons: 7
Coding region: 1-1887 (628 amino acids)
Biological process (GO): phosphorelay signal transduction system; regulation of DNA-templated transcription
Molecular function (GO): DNA-binding transcription factor activity; sequence-specific DNA binding; phosphorelay response regulator activity
Source: RefSeq, a predicted model, not a curated record
AUGCCGCCUGAAGGCGACAUGGCUGCGCAGACGGGAGGAAGUAAUUCCAGCGACUUCGUUCGCAAGCUCUACAAGAUGCUGGAAGACCCUCAAUACGCCUCGGUAGUUCGUUGGGGGAAUGAGGGCGACAGUUUCGUUGUCCUCGAGAACGAGAAGUUUACAAAAACGAUAUUACCAAAGCACUUCAAGCACAGCAACUUUGCCAGCUUCGUUCGCCAAUUAAACAAGUAUGACUUCCACAAAGUCAGACAAAAUGAAGAGAAUGGCCAGUCCCCAUAUGGCCCACAGGCCUGGGAGUUCAAGCAUCCCGAGUUCCGCAUGGACCAGAAGCACAACCUCGACAACAUCCGUCGCAAGGCGCCCGCACCAAGGAAAGCCCAGCCUACUGAGGAAGCCUUCCCGGCUAACCAGCAAGUCGCGCUCCUGAGCGAGACCCUGAACGCGACCCAGCAUCAGGUCCAGCAGCUGCAGGAGAACUACUUCAACCUGGCCCAGUCCAACAAGGUACUGAUAGAUGAAAUAACAUCCCUCAAGAAAAACCUGAACAUGACGACCCAGGUCAAUCACGAGCUGCUCAACCACCUCACUAGUCUCGAUGAACGUAGGCGCAACAGUCGGCACUCGGCGCAUUCGAAUCAUUCCGGGCAGUCCUCGGCCAACUUCCACAACGGCACCUUGGGCGUCCUUCCAGAUGGCAACGACGAGCCUUCCGCCGAGCUGCGCAGGGCGCGUGAGCUCAUGACCGGCAUCGAGCCAGAUCCCGUCGCAGACCGCGCCUUCCACCGGUUAUCGAUGGCCUGGCAGACGCAAACGCCCCCAGACUCUGCGAGCUCCCAGGUCGCCAUGUACCCUCAACCCAGCUCCGCGGCCGCGGCCGCCGCAAUGCCGGCCGCCAUGAUGCACAACCCCUUCGUCGAGGACCCGCGGCACCUAGUGUAUCCCGUGGGACAGACAGUCGGUAUCGAUCCCUUCCAUCCAGAUCAUAUCCAACAUGUUCCCUAUUUUGUUAAUCAGAGCGGUCCCUCAGAGCCACAAGCACAAAUAACACCUCCGCCAGGCAAAGAUAUGGAUACUUCGUUGUGGGGCCCCAAGAAACCUCGAAUCUUCCUCGUUGAGGACGACAAAACCUGCUCCAGGAUAGGCUCCAAGUUCUUGUCCCAGGUUGAGUGCUCUGUAGAGGUUGCGAGAGACGGCGAGGAAGCUUCCAACAAGAUCAACAAUGAUCCCGAACGGUUUGAUCUCAUCUUCAUGGACAUCAUCAUGCCCAAUUGCGACGGUAUCUCGGCGACGGUGUAUAUCAGGGCUGUAAACUCACAAGUCCCUAUUAUCGCGAUGACGUCGAAUAUCCGACAAGAGGAUAUAUCGAGCUAUUACAGCUGGGGAAUGAAUGGUGUGCUGGCAAAACCCUUCACCAAGGACGGGAUGAUCAGGAUCCUGAAGCAACAUCUUCGACACCUUUUGAAAAACCCAGCCGCAGCAGACGUAGAGCCCAAUGGAGUCGCCCCCAUGCCAGUGCCUUCAGGCUCGACGCCCUCAUAUUCAGGUAUGCCUUCUGGAACCAUGUCGACGGCGGGAAGUACUGUCAAGUUCGAAUCCGGGACCCCAAUCCAGUCUCCAGCAACAACCGGCUCAUGGCACUCGCCUGGCCAACAAUUAGCUCACGCGUCACCCAACCUAGAUGCUGGAGGAUAUAUAACGGCCAGCGGCGGCGUCAGCGGUCCCCAGAUGGUCCUGACACCCGGGGGCAUGCACCGGGGCGGGUUUCCCCCGCAGGUCGGUACGCCGCCCAUUUCGCGAAUGCCCGAUAACAUGGGCGACGAGCGGCCGGAGAAAAGACAACGAAUGUACGGGCCCGGGCCCGGCGCCGGAGGGUAUAUACAACAAUAA